Acanthaster planci (crown-of-thorns starfish) is the source of this 3144-nucleotide messenger RNA. RefSeq names its product ADP ribosylation factor like GTPase 13B (gene arl13b). Gene Ontology annotation, biological process: non-motile cilium assembly; receptor localization to non-motile cilium. The record is from RefSeq and is a predicted model, not a curated record. Gene Ontology annotation, cellular component: non-motile cilium; ciliary membrane. Gene Ontology annotation, molecular function: GTP binding; GTPase activity. Lineage: Eukaryota; Metazoa; Echinodermata; Asteroidea; Valvatida; Acanthasteridae.
UACUACCACAGUACCAGCAGUCAUACAUGUACAUGGCAGUACCAAUGAAUGGCCGCUGAUGAUAUCUGGCUUUCAUCAUGAUUACUGUGUCACGCUGGUCAACUUCAAGAUCAUGAAUGAACAUGCUGAAGUCCGCUGAAGUCUGUGUACCCCACUUCUGGGGGUAAAGUCUGACAAUACAUGUAUUGUACACAUUGUGUACUCAAGCCAUGCAAUACCUCUUCAAGUGUCUGUGUUUCCUGGCUCUCUGCAUAGACUUUGAAUGAACAACACACAAGGCAGCUCUGAGGCUGAGUGUUGGCAUAAACUUUCUUAAAAUCCUUGCCUUUUUCUGUCAUCAGGAAGGGAAUGUUUAGCUUGAUGGCCAACUGUUUCCAGUGGAUGAAAAAGAAACGGGAGCCGUUCAAGAAAGUGACCCUGGCUCUCAUAGGUCUUGACAAUGCUGGCAAAACGACAGCAAUAUUAGGCAUUCAGGGAGAAUCGCAAGAGGGCGUGGCUCCUACUGUGGGGUUCUCCAAUGUCCAGUUCAAGUUUGAGAGGUUUGACGUCACCGUCUUUGACCUCGGCGGCGGCAGGAAGAUCCGCCCCAUCUGGAAGAACUACUACGCUGAGAUCCAUGGCUUGGUGUUUGUAAUCGACGCCAGCGACGAGGCUAGAUUACGGGAAUGCCAGGAGGUUCUGCAGGAGGUCCUGAAACAGGAGAGGGUUGCCGGGAAACGCAUCCUGGUUCUCGCCAACAAGCAGGACAAAGAGGGCGCUCUUGAUGAGAUAGACAUCUGUGAUCAGCUCAACCUUGAAGACAUGGUCAACGACAGUAAAUGCCCCUGCCGUGUGGAGACGUGUUCGGCCACGCAGGGCAUCGGCAAGAAGAUGGACAAGUCAGUGACGAUCGGCCUUCAGUGGUUGCUCCACGGUAUACUGCGGGACUGGCCCACUCUGAGCGCACGUGUUGCCAGGGAGAUGGACGAGCAGAAGGAGGCAGACGCCAUCGAGAGGAAGGCCAAGCUGGAACGGAUACGAAAAAGACGAGAAGAGAGAGAACGUAAGGAGGAGGAGGAAAGAAAACGCCUUGGAGUGGAAGCCCCACCCGAAGACGACGAAGAUGUCAUCAUGGGCGACCCCUUCAAGCCGGUCAACAAGGAGUACUUGGAUGAAAAGGCAGAGAAAUCCAAAAAACUUAAAGCUAAAGAGAAGAAAAGGAGACAGGAGUUGGAGAGGCUGGCGAAGGAAGAGGAGAUCGCCAAAACCAAAGACUCGGCAGAAACUCAACAGCUCCCCAACACGGGCCAUUCAGAUGUGGAACCCGAUAUCUCCCAGAAGGCAACUGACCAGUCACAAAACCUGGACCAGAGUGAGGAGGCAGGGAUGCGGCUUGGCGGCGAGCAGAACGAUGACAAUGAGGAGACAAGGGAGGGGCAGAGCAAGAAGGAAUCAGAGGAGGUGGUACAGGCCGCAUCGACAGGGCAGGAUGAAGCCGAUAUUGUCUCCCCUCAAGAGGUCCCAGAAAAGAAGAAGAAGAAGAAAAAGAAAAAAUUAAAGAAGACCAACAAGUUGGCCCCUUUGGCCCUGGACGGACCCCUUGAGGGACCAAGAGGCCCCCUGACGGUCCCCUCGUGGGCCUCAACCAUGAACCAACCGCCUCUCUCACGGCCCCUUCACCAGCCCACACUGGAUCCCCUCCCUGAGAAGGUCAGCCCCAGGCUGAGCCCGCUGGACAUCAAGUCGUCAUUGAAUGGUGACAAGUUAGUGGGUUUUCCGUCGAGAAGGAACCAGCCAAAUCUUGAGCAGGAUGACGACGUGAUGAUGUGAUUCGAGCAAUGAUAAUUCUGGAGCUUAAAGUCAUUGAGGGCAUACCUGUAUGAAUAGCCUCUUGUUGCCGUGGAAUGGUUGCUAGAAAACUGCCUUAAAUGUCACUGUGGGGUCAAAUUACUGUAUUCAGGCUUACUUUCAGAACAACUGAUGUUGUGGGCCCUUUUUGUACUUAUUUGAGUCACAGCAAAGUCCAUUAUGUCUUUUUUGCGAGAUCAACAUUUCCAACCAAAGACUUCAUUUGAUGUCACAAUACAAAAGGCAUGUUUCUGAACAACUUUUGGGGGAACCAGCUAAGGUUUUAUUCAGUACUUACCACGUUUGGCUGGUAUUUGGCCAGCAUUGAGUUGUAUCAAGUUGGUCAUUGGGAGAUUUGUUUUAUUUUUGGGAAGCCUUUACAAUCCUGAACAAAAAAUGUUGCCAAAAUGCUCAAAUUUGUCAAUAUCUGGAAACCCUGAGUCAGUCUAUUCACAUAACACCGUUGAGAUUUCUUUCCAAGGUUCAUGAUGCAGAUGAUUAGUUCUGAAACACGGACGGCAAUGCCACACUGAAACUUGGAAGGUUAGCAUUUCCACAAGAGGGGUCCCGUCUUUGAAAAUGAGGGAAAUGCCAAGUUUGCAUUAUUUGUUUGUUAAAUUAUUCAAAACAAAUGCAUUCAAACUUUCGUCACUUUUUACUCACCGGCUUGAGAUUGGAAGGAACACUCGUUACACCUAAGACAGUUUUACCCAAUCCUAUCGGUCAAAAGCCCAUGACUUGGCCGGUGUGAGGCUGUACGCCACCUCACGCAGUACGUGCCCUGCACGCGCCGGUCUCCAUGUCGUAAAGAACUUGUUUACAACUACUCACGAGAGGAGCAUGCCGUAAUGUGGCCAAAAAAAAAAGAAAUAAUAUUGUUGGAAAAUAUUGAUCGGAAUUCAUAAUUUUUAAAACUUGGUUUGACGUUGUGACGUCAAAGAUAUUUAUGAAUGGGAAUAAAUCUGUGCACUGAUUAUGCCCCCCGUCUUCGACUUGUGCAUUACCAGUGUCCCUUUUCCUGACGUGGUCUUAAACGGCCAAGCACAUAUUUAAUAGUGGUUGUUACAACCCAUUUCUUUGCCCGUCCAAAGAUAAAUUAAUCAGUGCCACUCCUGCCAUGGGAUGAUGCCUUUUAUGUUGGUUUAUCCCUUAGGAUGUUUUUCACUCAUCUAAUUAAACAUUCCAUAUUCAUUGUUGUAUUGAGUACUUUUUAAGUACCAAGGUGCUCUGCCAGACAUGGAACUGGGUAAGAGGGAAUAAAGCCGGAGUGCACAGGUUAUUUGAUGGUAAAUGUGCAAAGGUAAGAUUACUGCAUAC